Messenger RNA from Nematolebias whitei (Rio pearlfish), 1299 nucleotides. RefSeq names its product putative UDP-GlcNAc:betaGal beta-1,3-N-acetylglucosaminyltransferase LOC100288842. NCBI's taxonomy places the organism in Eukaryota, Metazoa, Chordata, Actinopteri, Cyprinodontiformes, Rivulidae. The record is from RefSeq and is a predicted model, not a curated record. Gene Ontology annotation, cellular component: membrane. The transcript is spliced from 2 exons. Gene Ontology annotation, molecular function: hexosyltransferase activity.
AUGGACAGCGAGAAACACUUCGAAUAUUUUCGAAUGGACUCGAGCAAGUUCGAUGAACUGGUUGGGCGCUUAGCCCCGUUUCUUCAGCACCAGGGCAGCCACCGCUCACCUGUCAGUGCUGCACAGAGAGUGGCUGUCACGCUGCGCAUCCUGGCCACUGGUUGCUCGGAACAGAGCGUCGCUGCCAGCUAUCGCCUGGGCACAUCAACUGUGUCAGGAAUAAUGGCGGAGUGCUUCUUGUGCAAGUUGCACACUCAUCAGUGGUGCUUCCUCCUCUUCAAUGUGCUACUCUACCAUGCCUUGCUGUUUGGGGCAGAUUUUGUUGAGGAGUACCUCCUGCAGCUCACACUUGUGGUUUACACUGAUGGCACAGUCAUCAGGGUAAGAGAAAAAGCAAGGAAACUAGACCUGAGUGCCUCAAAGGAGAACCUGUCCAAGUCCUACACUAUUUCCAACCCUGAAGCCUGCAGAAACUCUGACAUCUUCUUCCUUACUCUGGUCUUCAGCUCUUCAGCUAAUCUCACCCAAAGAAAUGCUAUCAGAAAGACAUGGGCAAACCAAACACUAAUCCAAGGCUUUUCAGUAAAGAUGCUGUUCUUUUUGGGAUUGAUUCAGACCUCUGAAUAACAAGAAGACAUCGUGGGGGAGUUUGAAUGUUAUGGAGACAUAACCCUGGCAGAUGAAGCAACUCUCCAUGGUCUAAAAGAGAGGACAUUCUUGGCUCUUCUCUGGGUUAUUGCUUUUUGUCCUCUUUCACGCUUUGUUCUGCUGACUAAAGAGUCUGUGUUUGUCAACCUACCUGCAAUUGGGAGUUACCUGCUGGGGCUUCACAGGUAUCCUGAAGAUCUGUAUCUGGGUAAAGUGAUCCAGAAGGACUCUCCUGACAGGAAUCCCAACAGCCCCAGCUUCCUGCCACUCACUCUCUAUCCAAACAAGUUCCUUCCUGAAUAUUGUGAAUGAACUGCCUACGUUCUGUCGCAGGAUGUUGUCCGAAAAGUGUAUGUGGCGUCUGCAGCAGACCUGGCACCUGUGCCCAUCGAUGUUUUGGUUGGCCUCUGCGCUCAGAAAGCAGGUGUUGCACCGAUCCACAGUGCCAGGUUCUCAGGCGAGAGACACAUCCACUACGUUUGCUGCUACCAGCAUCUGUUCAGCUCAGCAGGAAUGGAGAGCCAUGAGUAAGAAAGAGUGUGGAAAGAUCUGAAACAGAAAGGUGGACAAUGCUCUCUGCAGAAGACAUAUUAUGGUCUGGUGAAAUGCAAAAUUCACAUAUAUUUGGACAAACUGGCUCUGUUCAAUUAA